Messenger RNA from Sebastes umbrosus (honeycomb rockfish), 2220 nucleotides. Its product is annotated as tumor necrosis factor receptor superfamily member 14-like. The coding region runs from base 685 to 1434 and encodes 249 amino acids. Gene Ontology annotation, biological process: negative regulation of alpha-beta T cell proliferation; positive regulation of T cell migration; defense response to Gram-positive bacterium. The record is from RefSeq and is a predicted model, not a curated record. NCBI's taxonomy places the organism in Eukaryota, Metazoa, Chordata, Actinopteri, Perciformes, Sebastidae. The transcript has 8 exons. Gene Ontology annotation, molecular function: protein binding. Gene Ontology annotation, cellular component: external side of plasma membrane.
CCUUCUUCUCUUCUUCCGAGGCGGUGAACGGUAUCGACCUCUGUUUCCAUGGAUGAAGCCCACUGCGGUGUGAUUCUGGACAAGAUACUGAUGAUUACGUCUCGGAUCUGUUCGUCAUCUUUUUCUUUCAGGCCUUGUAUUUUGUCUUUAUCUGCGCGCAUCAUGCGCCGAUCUCAUCCUCUGAGCUGCACGGCUGUGGGUCAUACAGCAGGAAGGCAGACGAGAGGGAGAGGGAGACGAGCAGAGCCACAUCAAACUGUGAAAUAAAGAGUUUAUUACGACCAAACCAGAGUUGGUGAUUGUUGGAAAGACUAACGACGACAGUAUUGGUGAGUUUUAUUUUGUUUCUGUCCAGUUUGAAUGCAGUGUUUUAAGACGCUCCACCACUAGAACAGCUGAUCUCAACAUAAAGAAACACACGUGGAUGAUGACGCAGUGAACUCAGCUACAGAGCUACUGUACUAAUGUGCUGAGUGGAGGGGGAGGGUUUAUUGUACUCGGUUAAAGUACAGAUCAAUCUUACCUAAUGUGAAAACGCCCUUAAUCUUGUUUGAAUGUUAACUUUACAAGUAAACUUCGGGGCUUUCUAGCUAAAUCAAUUUUGUUGUUUGUGGGAUUUUUUAAAGCCAAAACAGAACUAUUGGAUCAAAUACUCGAUGAAACUAUGUGAUAGCUCGUGUUAUCAUGCUUUCGACUUUGGCUGUCUUCGGGUAUAUUGCUGCACUCAUGGCACCAGCGAUGUGCUGUCUUCCUAAAGAAUAUAAAACAAUGAACGGGGAAUGCUGUCCUAUGUGUCACGAAGGUUCAGUUGUUCGAAGGGACUGCACAGAGCAGUCAGGCACACGGUGCAUCCCCUGUGUGAAUGGGACUUAUAUGAACCAACCCAAUGGCCUGAGUAACUGUUUCCUCUGCACCUCCUGUGACCAAGGUCAUGGUCUCUUUUCCCAAAAGUGGUGCACAGCCACAACUGACACAAUUUGUGAUGUUUUAAGUGGCUAUUUCUGCAAAGAUUGGAUGGAUGGUUCAGGAUGUAGUUUAGCAAAAACACACACUCCAUGUCCACCUGGUCACAGGGUUAAAGAACCUGGAACCAGCAGAACUGAUACAGUGUGUGAACUUUGUCAGCCAGGCCAUUUUUCCCAGGAUGGCCUGAAUUGCACGGCUUGGACUAGUUGCUCAGAAACCCAAGUAGAGAUCAAAGAAGGAAGCAACAGCAGUGAUGUUGUCUGUGGAGCUGCUUCAAGAGAGCGUUUCUAUUAUAUACCUUUUAUUAUGGCCACGCUAUUAUCAUUAGCACUUGUGAUCGCAGGCACACUGUCUCAGAAAAACAGAGACCUCUGCUCAGUCACAUUGGCCCACAGAAAGAGACUCGCCAGGCUGAAUGACGCCGUCCGGCACUUCGGGAUCCAGCUGUCCAGACCAGAGCCAGCAUGAACUCAGUCACAUGAUCCUGGAGUCCUUAUUUCAGUCCUGUGGAUUUGUAUUUUACACACACAGAGUUUUGAGAAAAACUUUCCACCAGCCUGAUGAAAAUCCAGAAACAACCAAAGGCAUCAUGUCUACACAUGUAUGUACAUUCGUGGACGCCAUAUCUCAGGAAUUUCUUCAAAUUUGGUGUAAACUUGGAUUCAAGAAUGAACUGAUUGGAUUUUGGUGGGGAAAGUUCAAUGUCUAACAGGAUAAAAUGUUGAAGUGAUGACAUGUUGGACAGACGUGGAUAUAAACUGCAUCUUGACUGGUUGGUGGAGGCAUACAAGCGCAAGGUGGUAAUUGCAGUUAUUUUUACAAUUCAAUUAUCACGCCCAUUACAUACACUUUCAACAUAAUUUAUCAUUGUUUUUAAUUAACUACUGAUUUUUCAAUUAAAUGAAAUAUUAUGAACUUUGUUUUACUUAAAUUCAAUGGUAACUUGUUAAUAUCAAACCAUUUCUUUAAGGCUUUUAAUUCCCUUUCCGCUGUAUUGAGGAGCUGUUCCAAACUUUUGCCGGAGCCGAACACAGCACUAGCUAAGCAUAACAAUUGUGCAUUUUGUGAUAAAAGCAACAAAUUGGUCACCACUAUAAGUUUAUAUAAUUUGACCUAAUAUACAGUAUAACAUCUGUAGCGAGAUUGGUGCGUGCCACUCUGGGAAGCAUCUUAUCUCGUCUUGCAUCUACUGGGAAGAGAAAAACACAUUCUUGUGUCCAGGAAGAUUUGGUCACUGACAGAUGUUUCAAUUUG